Molecule: messenger RNA, 690 nt
Organism: Symbiodinium necroappetens
Lineage: Eukaryota; Dinophyceae; Suessiales; Symbiodiniaceae
Source: the annotation of a GenBank genome assembly
AUGAACAACGCGCUGUUUGUUGCAGUGAGAGAUGCAUUAAACAAAGCCCGCAAAGAUGAUUCGGUUGCGGCAGUGAUUCUGUCUGGAGAAGGCCGAGCGUUCUGUGCCGGGUUAGAUCUAGCUGCGGUGGGAGAGGAAGGUUCUGGUCAAUUCCCUGGCAUGUUUGCCGCCCUGAAUUCGUUUGAUAAACCGCUCAUCGGUGCUGUUAACGGGCUCGGGGUUGGCGUGGGGAUGACCAUGUUGGCGUAUUGUGAUUUGGUCGUGAUGGCGCAGGACGCCAAGCUGCGAACGCCGUUUCCGCAACUCGGGUUGGCACCGGAGGCGGGCAGCAGUUACACCUUUCCUGCUCGCUUAGGAUGGCAGAAUGCGGCCUACGUUUUGAUGUCCGGUCGUUGGUUCAGUGCGCAAGAAUGCCUGGAUAUGGGUUUGAUCUGGAAAGUGACAUCUGCUGAUUCUGUCAUGCCCGAAGCACAACAGGUUGCAUUGGAAUUGGCUGCCAAUCCCAUUCCUUCGCUGAUUGCCACCAAGUCGCUGAUGUUGGCUGCGGGUCGCCAAGAGGGUGCGAUGGCAGCGCAUAAAAAAGAGAACGAUGCAUACGCUGUACUAAUGGGUGGCCCGGCAAAUGCAGAAGCAUUCCUGGCGUUCAAAGAAAAGCGAGCGCCGAACUUUUCCAACAUCGAAGGCUUGUAA